CUAUAGGCUAUUUCCUUCCUCCGUGCCUGAGAGGCAGGUCGACAUUGCCACACAAAUCAGCCUCAUUGCGCGAGAGUCCUUCGAAACAACCGAUCGAUAGAGCAGAUCGAGCCAUGACCUCAGGCGCGUGUAUCAUGCACGCUUACGCGUAUGGUGCGCUGCAGGUGUGGAGGUGUGCGCGGGCCUGGUGAGCUUCCUGAUGAGCGGCUACCUGCACGCGCUGCUGGCGCAGUCCCUGCUGCAGCUGCUCCUGUCCUUCACCGACUUCAACCUGGUGCCGCUGUCCGGAUGCUACGGCUUCUGGGAGCAGCAGCUCGAGACCUGCUACAGGGCCGAGAGGCGGCUGUGCGGGUUGCAACCCUCCGUGCAGCGCUCUGCACGGAAAGGCCACCAGAACCGCUCGUCGCUGCCUUUGCACAUGCGACCGUUCAAGUACGACGACGCCGUCAUGGACUGCGUCAACGUCACCGAGACAAUGAGCGAGCACUUCUUCCACACGUCCGUGGGCCUCCGGUCGCACCGGCAGGUGUGGCGCGUGGGCAGCUUGCAUUUCGAGCUCCUGCUGUGCCUGGGGCUCAUGUGGGCGCUGCUGUACGUCUGCCUCGCGUCGGGCCUGCGAACGCCGGUGGGUACUGCGCUGUGA
Messenger RNA from Dermacentor andersoni, 643 nucleotides. RefSeq lists its product as uncharacterized. The record is from RefSeq and is a predicted model, not a curated record. NCBI's taxonomy places the organism in Eukaryota, Metazoa, Arthropoda, Arachnida, Ixodida, Ixodidae.